This is a messenger RNA of Lineus longissimus, 2111 nucleotides long. RefSeq names its product tRNA (guanine(6)-N2)-methyltransferase THUMP3-like. The transcript has 9 exons. Gene Ontology annotation, biological process: tRNA methylation. Lineage: Eukaryota; Metazoa; Nemertea; Pilidiophora; Heteronemertea; Lineidae. The record is from RefSeq and is a predicted model, not a curated record. The coding region runs from base 108 to 1712 and encodes 534 amino acids. Gene Ontology annotation, molecular function: RNA binding; tRNA (guanine) methyltransferase activity.
UGCCACUCUCGAUUGCAGAAGAACGCUACUGUACAUACCGCUGUACAAAGGAAUACAAUAUAGCCUCACCCUUUACUGGCGCGAGGUUAUCACGUGACUUGGACAAAAUGUCUGCGGCCAUGGAGAGCACGCAAAAUGAAAAAGCUGAUAAACUUUGCAAAAUUGAAGCCACAGUAGUAUGUGGUUUUGAAAAUGUUGCAGCUGAUGAGGUGUUUGAAAAGUUUGGCGUCCGUUCCAGUGUUGAUCGGGGACACAUCACAUUCACUUUGCCCAUAAAAGACAUCCGAAAGGUCAAAUGCCUUCAUGCGGUUGAGAAUUUGUACGUCUUGAUGAACUCCUUUCAAUUCAAUUUCAGUGGAAAAGAGGGUUCAAAAGAAGAUGACAUAAAGUUGAUCUCCGACACAAUACCACACUUAGACUGGGAGACCGGUCUGGCCGUCUGGAAACAGUUUAUUCAUUUCAAAUAUGAUGUGUCGCCAAAACCAGUCCCAGAGGAGGAACUGGAUAGUCUGCAACCGGAAGAAUUGCCACCAUUUUCCUCAGAUUCUGAGGAUGAGGAAACCAUGGAGAUGUCGGACUCUGAUGUGCAGGGACAAUCAAGUGAAAUCAUACCUCGUUCUCAGUUCGAAAACCUUGACAUCACACUGGGAGAUGUCAAAUCUAAAAAGCAUUCAGAGCUCAUAGAGCAAACACUUAAUGACUCUGAAAAAUCUGACAGUUCAGAUUCCAAAGCAGACAUUGUGCGAGAAAGUGUUGAGGAUGCCAGCAAUUCAAAGGAGAAAAAGACGAAAGUGAAAAUACCUGUGUUACCGGGUUAUCGUGUGACAUGCAAUCGGACAGGAAACAAUCAUUCGUUUGCCUCUAUGGAAGUUGCUGCAAGUUUUGGGGCUCUUAUCAAUGAUUAUUUUCACUGGAAUGUGGAUUUAACGAAUUUUGAUAUCGAAAUACUUUUGAGAGUUGAAGAUGAUAAAGUAAGAGCUCUUCUCGCUUUGACAAAGAAGAGUUUAGGCAAGAGACAUAUUUCACAAUUUGGUCCGACGUCACUGAAAGCUACCAUUGCAUAUUGCAUGUUAAGGAUGUGUAACAUAAAGGAUGGAGAUGUUGUGUGUGAUCCCAUGUGUGGCGGGGGAAGUAUACCAAUAGAGGGGGCCGUUAGUUGGCCAAAUGCCCACCACAUCUGCGGUGACAUACACAAAUUAGCGUGGCCAAGAACACUUGGAAAUAUUGACUUCUUGAAUAAGAAAAGAUUACGAAACGGAAGGCUGCCAGUAAAAGUUGAUGUCUUCCAAUGGGAUACGACCAACCUUCCACUAAAGGAUGACUCUGUUGAUGUCAUGGCGAUUGACAUGCCUUUUGGAAAAAAGAGUGGUUCCAAAUUUGACAAUCGGCGAUUGUAUCCUGCCGUGCUGUCUGAACUAGCGAGAGUGACCAAGCGAUCAACUGGGCGGGCGUGUCUGUUGACAUUUGAUAAGAGGACCAUGACUAAGACACUUAGCUUGAUGCAGUCCGUCUGGCGUUGGGUAAAGACUGUUGGCAUUAACAUGGGGGGCCUCAACACAGGUGUCUUCCUGCUGACAAGGACUUCGAAGACCUUGGAAACCCCGCUGACCACUACUGACCGUACCGGUGGAAAAAAACAGAAGACAAAGAAUGCGGCUGUUACAGAUGGGAAAGAAACUGAAGUAUCGAAAAAAGAAUCGAAUCCGCAAUAGAAUGAUAUUAUGUGUUAUCGUGGAAAAACUUUGGGGUAGUUUGGGGUAUGCCCCUUCGUGCAUCAAACUCAGAAUCCAAUUGGGGAAUGCUGACCUGAGAUUGCUGCAAGGAAUAUGGUUAUACUAACUUGAACACAUCUUGAAUUUGGGACAGGUGACAUUUCAGCCAGCUGUGUCCCAGUAGAGGAUGUCACGUUAUAUCCACAUGAUGUGAUGUAAUUCAGUUUAAAGACAAGGAAUAAUAUCUUCACAACAACCCAGGAGACAAAUAGGUACACUUGUUUUUUAUAGCUACAGGUUUUAAACGAAGAAACACUUACAUGUACAUGUAAGACUAUCUCAAACAAUGUAUCAACUAUUGUAGGACUAUGGAAAAUGUUUUAAUGAAUAAAGAAUAAA